AUGAGAGAGCAGUGGGAAGCUGUGCAGGCGGGUCUCCGCGUGUUCUUGGAGGAGGAAAGCGCAUAUGUUCAGUUUCUAGCGAAUAUCGAGCAGGAGCUGGCGCGGAAGCUUCGGUUUGAGGCUCGGUCGCGGGACGGAUCACUCGUGGAUAGCGACUUCGACCGGUUCGUUGAGACUGCAGCGCAGCUCCAGUACCUCCACGUGCUAUUCCACUCCAAGUUGAAGCCAUUCGCGGAGCCUCGAGCUCGUGGAGAUGUCAGUCCGGCCGACGACAAAUGCAGCCGCUUCGUAGAGACUCUGGCAGACAUGCUCAGCGUCCUCCGCAUCCUCUACGGGAGGCUAUUUUGUAGAGGCGACUCUACCCAAGCAGUGAUAGAGAAAGCAUUGACAAGACAAGACAAAGAUUCAGACGGAACUGUGGUGGAGAAUUUCCUGGCGAAGCAGCAACUGACCGCCGAGAAACUGGUAGCUCGUCCGUUGAAGCGAUUCGACGAACUCGUGGAAUUUGUCGAAGCGCUGAGCAAGGCCUUGUCCGAAGAUGACAGCGAUGAGAUCAUGAGCAACAACAGCGAGUCAGGCUGCGAAGAGAAGCUGAACUACGCUCCUCAGCUGAUGCACAUUGCCCAGGAGAACAAGCACUACAUUCACAUUGCCAAGGCCGACGCACGAGAAGAGAGCGAGUUAAUUGCGUUGCAGACCUGUUUCCACGGUGACGGAGCUGAUGAACUGAGAGAUUUGUCCAGCAAGAAGCUGCUUCUGCAUGGAGGAGUAUUUUUGUCGGUCUGGAGUGCGCAAAAUGGUAGCGGAUCCGGGGCAUCUUUCACGAUCAAGCAUUGCCUUCACCUGAAGCAGGAUUCCGCGUUUCUUGAGUUUGUUCCAGCCAGUGUUCCAGUGCUUGAAUCAACUGGGGAAGCGCGCGCGUUGGCAUUGAUUAGGCAAGAUACAACACUGCUGCUUGCUUGGAAUGACGCUGCAACGAAUAGCACGCCACCAAGGGAGUUUGUAUCCUUUUACGAUGACCAGCUUCCUGGCGUUUUCUGGCUAGCACCUGAGAACGACUCGAAGACUAGUGAGGAGUGGUGGCAAGUGGUUGAGAUUGUAUCCUAUGCAAAAUGGCUGUUGGUUUUCAAGCUCGAUGGCUGGAAGGGGCAUUCGCUGCUGUGUCAAUUAGAUACGAGAAUGCCUGGAGUGGAGAUUUGCGAGCAGCCACGAGGAGACAAGGAGUGGAGUUUGGUCAUUUCCCCUGGAUCUGCGGCUAGCAUCACGCUAGUAUCGAAGAAGCGAACCAGAAUUGAUUUUUGGUUCGACCAAGUGUGGAAAGCUGUUGAGAGCGCUCAAAUCGCGGCGAGGCGAGCUGAAAGAGAGAGAAAGGAGAGGGAAGAGAUGGAGGAGGAAGAGGCUCACGUCCGUGUGGACGGCAGCAAACAAGCAGGAACGAAGCGGAAGCUCGCCACAUGUUCCAGCGACCAAAGCCCAUCUGAGCAUAUGAAGAAAGCACAGGAGCCUCGCUCUAAUUCUAGCUCGGCUGCCUCAAGUGGCUCAAAGCCGGAUGAUAAGACGGAUGAUGAGUGUGGAGACUUGGAGAAGAGCGCUACAGCAAAUUGCGUCGAGGAGGAGCAAGCUGCUGCACUUUCGGCUAAAAAGAGACCCAGGCGCUCAUCCGACAGAUCGUCGAAGAAGACGCCAAGCGCAGCCCCAACUGGGAAGGAUGACAAAUCCACGCAUGUUGCUACACCGCCUGUGAAAACUCCGAAGAGACGGUGGCUCAUGAGGAAGUCGGACGAUCCCAAUGACACUGACCUGAUACCAACUCAACCAAGCCAGAGCAUUCCGACAGAUGAAUCAAUGAGCGAGACUGACGCGACCCAGUUACCCGGCAAUGAAGUUCAGGUCGGUGUCGAGGCGACGACCCAAGAAGUGCGGAUCAUCCUUACGGGCGUCGAGCCCACCGCUUCCAUCCGGAAGAAGAUCGAUUCUAUCUCGGGGGCCGUUUAUGAAGAAGACAUCGAGAAAGCGACCCAUGUCCUCGCCCCCAAGAAUCAGUUGAAACGAACCGUGAAGCUGCUGUGUGGGAUCUCGCGCUGCGCCCACGUUCUAGACGUGCGAUGGCUGGACGAGUCGGCGCGUGUGGGUGCCCCUAUAUAUGAGCGAGCACAUUGCCUGAAGGACGCGAAGGCUGAAGCCAAGUGGCAGUUUGACCUGCGCAAGACCAUGUACGACUUCACGCCGGAGCAGCGACGGCAACUCUUUGCAGGUCACAAGGUGUUUAUCACCAACCACAAGUCGGUUCUGCCACCGGUGAAGGACCUGGUGAAGAUCGUGGAGUGUGCUGGCGGCACAGCAGUGACCAAAGGCAGCGCCGGCCCCGACGAUGUGGUGAUCACGAGUGAAGCUGCGCUGGGUAUGGCCUCGGUUCGGAAGGCGCUGGCACAGGCGAACCCGCAGCGGAUCUACUCGGCCGAGCUCAUUUUGAGCGGCAUUCUGCAGCAGCACAUCGACUUUGACAAGAACCGCCUCGAGCAGCCCGGUGGCGGCAAUCGGCGACGCAGGUAG
This is a messenger RNA of Phytophthora sojae, 2553 nucleotides long. RefSeq lists its product as hypothetical. The coding region runs from base 1 to 2553 and encodes 850 amino acids. The record is from RefSeq and is a predicted model, not a curated record. The transcript has 3 exons. Lineage: Eukaryota; Oomycota; Peronosporomycetes; Peronosporales; Peronosporaceae.